AGCUGCGGUGCAGGCUGGAGCAGGGGAGGGCGGCAGCAAGGAGGCCGCGCUGCCGCUGCCCUGGCAGGCGGCCGCCGCUGCCGCAGGGCUCCUCUGCCCUGGCCCUGACUGCCUUCUGCUGCGCUGCACUCUGAGCUGCCGGGAAGAUGCUGGAAUCUCCUGAAAAUGACACAGAUUAGCCCCCAAACAAACAUAAAUGGGCGGUAAGAGGAGCACAACUGAUCAGAGAAGACACGAUGGGUAUCCAUUUUCUUCUGCUAGUUCUAGGGAUUUGCGGGGCCCAGUACAACCCCAACACUCAGCCCGGGAGGACAGCUAUUGUGCAUCUCUUUGAAUGGCGCUGGGCCGAUAUUGCUCUCGAGUGCGAACGCUAUUUAGCUCCUAAUGGAUUUGGAGGAGUUCAGAUUUCUCCUCCAAAUGAAAAUAUUAUCAUUACUGAUCCUUGGCAACCAUGGUGGGAAAGAUACCAGCCAGUCAGCUACAAGCUCUGCACACGAUCUGGAAAUGAAACAGAAUUUAGAGACAUGGUGACCAGAUGUAACAAUGUUGGAGUACAUAUUUAUGUGGAUGCAGUAAUCAACCAUAUGUGUGGAGCUACUGCUGGUGCUGGCAACCAUGCUACUUGUGGAAGCUAUUUCAAUGCAAACACUGAAGAUUUUCCAGCUGUGCCAUACUCUGGCUGGGACUUUAAUGAUGGUAAAUGUAAAUCUAGAAGUGGAGACAUUGAAAAUUAUCAUGACGUAUCUCAGGUCCGUGACUGCCGCUUGGUUAGCCUUCUUGAUCUGGCCCUGGAGAAGGACUACGUGCAGUCAAAAAUUGCAGAAUACAUGAACUACCUCAUUGAUAUUGGGGUAGCAGGCUUCCGGAUUGAUGCUGCCAAGCAUAUGUGGCCUGAGGAUUUGAAGGCAACUUUAGACAAGCUGCACAAUCUAAAUACUAAGUGGUUUUCUCCAGGAUCUAAACCUUUCAUUUACCAGGAGGUAAUUGACUUGGGUGGAGAGCCGAUCACAGGCAGCCAGUACUUUGGAAACGGCCGAGUGACGGAAUUCAAAUACGGUGCAAAACUGGGGACCGUGAUCCGCAAGUGGAAUGGCGAAAAGAUGGCCUACUUAAAGAACUGGGGAGAAGGCUGGGGCUUUGUGCCUUCCGACAGAGCCCUGGUCUUUGUGGACAACCACGAUAACCAGCGGGGGCACGGGGCUGGUGGAGCGUCGAUUCUAACCUUCUGGGAUGCCAGGCUUUACAAAAUGGCAGUUGGUUUCAUGCUGGCUCAUCCAUAUGGAUUCACGCGGGUGAUGUCAAGCUUUCGUUGGCCAAGAUAUUUUGAAAAUGGAAAUGAUAUUAAUGAUUGGGUGGGUCCACCUAGCCACCCAGAUGGAUCAAUCAAAAAUGUUACCAUUAAUUCAGACAACACUUGUGGAAAUGGUUGGAUCUGUGAGCAUCGCUGGCGUCAAAUCCGGAACAUGGUUAUCUUCCGUAACGUGGUGGAUGGUGAGGCUUUCUCAAACUGGUGGGACAACAAGAGCAAUCAAGUGGCUUUUGGACGUGGUAAUAAAGGAUUCAUCGUCUUUAAUAAUGAUGACUGGGAAUUGAAUCAGAGUUUGCAAACCGGGCUGCCCGCUGGUACCUACUGCGAUGUUAUUUCUGGAGACAAGGAGGGCAGCGGAUGUACUGGAAAACAGGUGUACGUUUCCAGUGAUGGCAAGGCCUAUUUCCAGAUUAGUAACAGCGAUGAAGACCCAUUUGUUGCAAUUCACGUUGAUGCUAAAUUGUAACUCAAGUGAAAGGUGUUUCUGCUCUUGGUCUGCAUGUGUGCAAUCGCCUUGUAUUCACGAAUGAGUGAUUCUCCAGAUCUAGCAAAUAAUAAAUGGGCUUUAAAUGAAA
Molecule: messenger RNA, 1884 nt
Organism: Dromaius novaehollandiae (emu)
Lineage: Eukaryota; Metazoa; Chordata; Aves; Casuariiformes; Dromaiidae
Product: pancreatic alpha-amylase-like
Exons: 11
Coding region: 237-1775 (512 amino acids)
Biological process (GO): carbohydrate metabolic process
Molecular function (GO): alpha-amylase activity; cation binding
Source: RefSeq, a predicted model, not a curated record